Drosophila elegans is the source of this 2855-nucleotide messenger RNA. RefSeq names its product peptide transporter family 1. NCBI's taxonomy places the organism in Eukaryota, Metazoa, Arthropoda, Insecta, Diptera, Drosophilidae. The transcript has 6 exons. Gene Ontology annotation, molecular function: dipeptide transmembrane transporter activity. Gene Ontology annotation, cellular component: membrane. The coding region runs from base 183 to 2660 and encodes 825 amino acids. The record is from RefSeq and is a predicted model, not a curated record. Gene Ontology annotation, biological process: transmembrane transport; oligopeptide transport.
UCGACUUCAGUCUGAGGCUGUUGAUCGCCGCUGGCGGACGUUACCCACCUCCCGAUUCAACCGAUUCAACCGUUUUAAAACCGAACCGAUCCGACGUGCGUUCCAUAUAUAUUAUUUUUUUGCAGUUGCUAAAUGUUUUAAUUGACGCGUAACGGAUGUAAAGCGAAUUACGGAUUCCCAACAUGACGGAUAAAGAAAAUGAAAUACAGCCGGCGGCUGAGCCAGCGUCCUCUCCUGCUGCGGAGAAUGCUCCCGCAGCGAGUUCGUCGCCAAGGGUUUCGGUUGGCAAAGACUCUACCCCAAGAGGUUCCCUCGGAAAAGACUCUACCCCAAGAGCUUCGAUUGACAAGGACUCCACCCCAAGUGCUGCUGCACUCGUAGAAGACUCUACCCCGACUCCUGUUGCACCCGUGGAAAGCCAAUCGACAGCCGAGACCAAUGGCAAGGCACUGGUGGAGGCCAAGAAGCUGCCCGAAAUCUCCGCGGAACCCCUGAAAAAUGGCAAGGAGCCCGAGUCGAAUGGCAAGGAACUGCAGGAGGACAAUGACUUCAAGAACGUGUCCGAAGCUGAGGGUCAGCAAAAGAAAUUGCCGUACCCCAAGUCCGUGUUCUUCAUCAUCAGUAACGAAUUCUGCGAGCGUUUCAACUACUACGGCAUGAGAACCGUUUUGGUACUGUAUCUGAGUCGAGUUUUGGGCUAUUCCGAUGACACAGCCACCGUGGUCUUCCACAUCUUCACCAUGUUCGUGUACUUCCUGUGCAUUUUCGGCGCCAUCAUUUCGGACUCCUGGCUGGGCAAAUUCAAGACGAUUCUGUACCUAUCGAUGGUGUACAUAUGCGGGUCGGUGCUGCUGACCCUGGGGGCCAUUGGACCACUCAACCUGCCCAUGGAAACGUUCACGAUGCUGGGCCUGGCGCUAAUCGCCCUCGGAUCGGGUGGCAUAAAGCCCUGCGUUUCGGCCUUCGGCGGCGAUCAGUUCAAGGUGCCGGAGCAGGUGAAGCAGAUCACCUCGUUCUUCUCGCUCUUCUACUUCUCGAUCAAUGCCGGUUCGCUGAUCUCCACCACGGUGACGCCGAUCCUGCGCGAGGAUGUGUCCUGCUUCGGCGACAUCAACUGUUAUCCCCUGGCCUUCGGAGUGCCCGCCGUUCUGAUGAUCGUCUCGGUGAUCGUCUUCGUUCUGGGACGAUCGCUGUACAAGAUGAAGCCGCCGGCGGGCAACAUGGUGGUGCUGGUUAGCAGCACCAUCUGGACGGCCCUGACCACCAAGUGCAAGCAGAAGAAGACCAAUCCCCGCGAGCACUGGCUGGACUAUGCCGAUGUCAAGUACGACCGCCAGUUGAUCGACGACGUGAAGGUGCUGAUGCGCGUCCUCUUCCUCUACCUGCCGCUCCCCGUCUUCUGGGCACUGUUCGAUCAGCAGGGCUCGCGUUGGACCUUCCAGGCCACCCGCAUGGACGGCGACAUGGGCUCCUGGGACAUCAAGCCCGACCAGCUGCAAGUGCUCAAUCCCCUGCUCAUCCUGCUCUUCAUCCCCCUGUACGAUGUGGCCUUCUAUCCGGUGCUGAGUCUCGUGGGCAUCCGACGACCACUGCAGAAGCUCACCAUGGGCGGCAUCCUGGCCGGCAUUGCCUUCAUUAUUUCCGGUGUGGUGGAGGUCAAUCUGGAGAAAACCUAUCCCGCCCUGCCCUACAGCCAGAACAUUCAGCUGCGCGUCUUCAACACGGAGAAAUGUGACUACACCUUCACCUCCGAUUUGGCGGGCGUGGAGAGCGUGCUGGUGCCGGCGCUGAAUGCGUACACCAACAAGGAUAUCUAUGUAUCCGGCUCGGUGGACCUCCAAUACUCGCUGACCACGACGAAUCCGGACUGCACGUUCGAAGUGCUCGAUGCCACCCAAACGCUGAAAGAGAAGAAGGCCUGGUCGCUGUUCCUGAAUCCUAUGAAUGCGAGCAAACACUAUUGGGAGGAGGACUUCGUGGACAAGCCCAGCGAGAGUCAUCCGCUGAUCCGCAACGUGGCCAAUGUGCCGCAGGAUGCCACCAUCCGUUGGGAAAGUGUUUCCAAGGGCGAAGUGGCCUACGAGGCGUUGGCCGCCAAGACGCUACUCACGCGCGUCAAUUCGGCGAACUACAAGGUCUAUGUGGAUGAGUCGCUCCUUGGCGAGUUCAAUGUCCACACGGGCGGAGUGUACACGCUACUCAUAGCCAAACCGGACACCGGGGACUAUCAAUCCAAUCUCGUCGAGGUGACGGUACCCAAUUCGAUGUCAAUCCUCUGGCUGGUUCCGCAGUACGUGGUGAUGACGCUCGGCGAGGUGAUGUUCUCCGUCACCGGACUGGAGUUUUCCUACGCCCAGGCACCGCCCAGCAUGAAGAGCGUACUGCAGGCAUGCUGGCUGCUCACCGUGGCCUUUGGCAACGUCAUCGUGGUCAUCAUUGCCGAGGCCGCACUGUUCGAAUCGCAGGCCAGCGAGUUCUUCCUUUUCGCCGGCCUCAUGUUCGCCGACAUGCUGCUCUUCAUGGUGAUGGCCUACUACUAUGUGCCCAAUGAUCCCAACAAGGCGGAGGAGGCCCAGCCCCUGACGGGCGGCGAUGCCAAGGCCGAGAUCCCGCCCCUCGAGGGCGGCGUGGAAAACAAGGGCAAGGACAUUGACGAGUAGGAUCUACGAUCUAGGAUCUACGAUCUAAAUUCGAUCUGAAAUUCGCUCCUGUGUUGUGUAUUAUAUGUAUUUGUAGAUGUGUAUAUGUGAAUCCUUAGUGGCCACUGUCCAUUCCCAGCUAAGUGUAAGUGCGUUGUUGCAUAUGACCAGACAUCCAUCUGGUUAAUCUAAUAAAUGAAAACUAUUGAUAUAUAA